AUGGAAAAUAACCUAAAUAAUUCUAGUAGUGCAUUCACAAGCACUUGGAAUCUUGAGAAAAUGGAAACAAAUGAACAAAACCGUAUUAUUCUCCAACAAGAUCAUCAUCAAAUUCCUAUGAGUAAUUCUUCUGGAAUUUGGCCAACAAAUAGCUAUAACAACAUGAUGAUGCCAGCAGCAGCACCGCCACCGCCACCAUCUUCAUCAGGUUCACUCAGUGACAUAUUAGGGAUCCACCAAAUCGAAGAGGUUGAAGAACAAGAAGAAGAGUUAGGAGCUAUGAAGGAAAUGAUGUACAAGAUUGCUGCUAUGCAACCGGUGGAAAUCGAUCCGGCAACAAUUCGUAAACCAAAGCGAAGAAACGUUCGAAUCAGCGACGAUCCACAGAGUGUCGCAGCUAGACAUAGAAGAGAAAGAAUCAGUGAGAAGAUUCGUAUCCUUCAAAGACUUGUUCCUGGUGGAACUAAAAUGGAUACAGCUUCUAUGCUUGAUGAAGCCAUUCGUUAUGUUAAGUUCUUGAAGAAACAAAUUAGGUUGCUUCAAUCUACUCCUCAAAAUCAACAAUAUCAAUUACCACUUUCAUCACAAUGCAUUAAUUCUACUCCUCCUCCUCCUAAUGCUUUGUUGUUAUCUCCUUCUUGUGACAUCGUCUGGCCUUUUGCACCAAAUCUACUACUCGCUUCCACAGCGGCUGCAUCGAUCGACUUGCCAGCCGGAAUUCAGUUUAACGCCGGAGAACAUUCACAUCCACAUCCUCAUCCACAUUCACAUUCACAUUCACAUGUCCAUGCUUGUGAUGGCUCAUCAAGCUUUAACCAUCAUGAGGUAAUUAGUGAGUAA
Molecule: messenger RNA, 840 nt
Organism: Lathyrus sativus (Indian pea)
Lineage: Eukaryota; Viridiplantae; Streptophyta; Magnoliopsida; Fabales; Fabaceae
Source: the annotation of a GenBank genome assembly